Messenger RNA from Gavia stellata (red-throated loon), 1650 nucleotides. Its product is annotated as cytochrome P450 1B1. The transcript has 3 exons. NCBI's taxonomy places the organism in Eukaryota, Metazoa, Chordata, Aves, Gaviiformes, Gaviidae. Gene Ontology annotation, biological process: hormone biosynthetic process; progesterone metabolic process. Gene Ontology annotation, molecular function: heme binding; iron ion binding; steroid 17-alpha-monooxygenase activity. Bases 1 to 1650 code for a protein of 549 amino acids. The record is from RefSeq and is a predicted model, not a curated record.
AUGGAAGCAGCGUGCAACAGCAUGGCCCUCGAGAGGCUCGGGGAAGCCCUGCGCGGCAUCCCCCCCGUGCAAGGCUCCCUGCUGCUCCUCCUCUGCCUGCUCGCCGCCAUCCACCUGGGCAAGCUCCUCCUGCAGCAGCAGCAGCGCCGGCGGCAGGGCCAGCGCCGGGCGCCGCCGGGGCCUUUCCCCUGGCCCUUGAUCGGCAACGCGGCGCAGCUGGGCAGCGCCCCGCACCUCUCCUUCGCCCGCCUGGCCAGCACCUACGGCGCCGUCUUCCAGCUGCGCCUGGGGCGCUGGCCCGUGGUGGUGCUGAACGGGGAGCGCGCCAUCCGCCAGGCCCUCGUCCGCCAGGGGGCCGCCUUCGCCGGCCGCCCGCCCUUCCCCUCCUUCCAGCUGGUGUCGGGCGGGCUCAGCCUGGCCUUCGGCGGCUACUCGGAGCUGUGGAAGCUGCACCGCCGGGCGGCGCACGCCACGGUGCGCGCCUUCUCCACCGGCAGCCCCGCCACCCGCCGCCUCCUGGAGCGGCACCUGGUGGGCGAGGCGCGGGCGCUGGUGGCGCUGCUGGUGCGCGGCAGCGCCGGCGGCGCCUUCCUCGACCCCUCGCGCGUCCUGGUGGUGGCCGUGGCCAACGUGAUGAGCGCCCUGUGCUUCGGCCGCCGCUACAGCCACGGCGACGGCGAGUUCCUGCGCCUCGUGGGGCGCAACGAGCAGUUCGGGCGGGCGGUGGGCGCCGGCAGCCUGGUGGACGCGCUGCCCUGGCUCCAGCGCUUCCCCAGCCCCGUGCGCGCCGCCUACCGCGCCUUCCGCGACCUCAACCGCGACUUCUACGGCUUCGUCCGCGGCAAGUUCCUGCAGCACCAGCGCAGCCUGCGCCCGGGGGCCGCCCCCCGCGACAUGAUGGACGCCUUCAUCCGCCUGCAGCGCGAGCAGCCGCGGCUGCAGCUCGAGCACGUGCCCGCCACCGUCACCGACAUCUUCGGCGCCAGCCAGGACACCCUCUCCACCGCCCUGCAGUGGCUCCUCAUCUUCCUCAUCAGGUAUCCGAACGUGCAGGCUAAAAUGCAAGAAGAAGUGGAUAGGAUUGUUGGAAGAGACCGUCUGCCAUGUGCUGAAGAUCAGCCUCACUUGCCUUACAUCAUGGCUUUCUUGUACGAAUCCAUGCGUUUCAGCAGCUUUGUGCCUGUUACUAUCCCACAUGCAACCACAACCAACACCUUCAUAAUGGGCUACCUCAUUCCCAAGGACACGGUGAUUUUUGUUAAUCAGUGGUCAGUGAAUCACGAUCCAGCAAAAUGGUCCAACCCAGAGGAUUUUGAUCCAACAAGAUUCCUGGAUGAGAAUGGUUUCAUCAAUAAAGAUCUUACUAGUAGCGUGAUGAUUUUCUCAUUGGGAAAACGUCGGUGUAUUGGAGAGGAGUUGUCCAAGGUGCAGCUGUUUCUCUUUACCUCCAUACUGGUGCAUCAGUGCAAUUUUACUGCUAAUCCAAAUGAGGACCCUAAAAUGGACUUUACCUAUGGGUUGACCAUUAAACCUAAGCCAUUUACCUUGAAUGUUACGCUUAGAGAUACUAUGGAUUUGCUCGAUCAGGCUGUCCAAAGACUGCAAGCAGAGAAAGCAGCCAAUGAAAAUCAGCUAUCAGCAAAUGCCUAA